UUCAUGUACCGAGUGAUACAAAUAUCAGUUCCUGCUUCGAGCCAGCCACUAUUGCAACAAAUAGCGUAGAUGAGUGUAGAUUUUAUUUUUUAGGCUGAGUUGUGGUGGUUCGUUUCCCUAUUUUUUUGCAUCAAUCAGGACAUACAAGGCAGCAGCUUAUGUCGCGUAGUGGGAGGGUGAACGAGUGGACAGGGGGGAGAGAAAAACGUCAGAGGGUGGGCAAGGGAAAAAAUUUCUGACGCAGGGCGGGGCCAGGCAUCUGCGCCGAUUCUUGCUGAAAGAACGAAGGCGGAUCGCCAUGGCGCCCGUGGUUCCCGUCGUUGUGCGAGCGCGAGGACUUCGCCCGCACCGGGCGCGCGCUUGCGUGGCGGCAAGCCUUAGGCCCCAGCAACAACGCAAAGCGCGGCAGCGGGCGCGCGCCAGUGGACGGAGGAAGAAUGCAGGGGAACAGUCCGCGCCAUGCGAGGCGCUGGCGCGUGACGCCCCGCCCGCGCGUCUGCGGCGUGGCCCGUUCGUGCCGCCCGCCUGUGUGCCCCGCCUCUGCGCGCCUUGGUGCCACCCCCCGCUCUUCUCCCGCGCGCAGCCUUGCAGCUCAGGGGCUCGCUGGGGGGCCUGUCGCGCGCGUGGAUGGAGGACGGGCGUCGGGGCGGGACAUUCAUAGCCCUUCAGGCGCAGGGGCCCACCACCCUCCCCCAGCACCCCCGGACAACAACGGCGCCCCCCCGCGUUAGCUCGCACGCAAUCUGUCCCGCGCCCGCCUGCUUAUCUCGCGCGCACCCUCCAAGACAGAGACGGCGGACGGUGGCGCCCUCUGCCGGCCUCCUCUUGAACACAAAGACAGAGGGAGGGCGCCGGGGGAGGGUGGCGGGCAGCCUGGUGCUGGGGCGCGGCCUUCCCUGCGCGAGCAGAAGAAGGGCGCCGGGGGAGGGUGGUGGGCAGCUGCUCGCCUGGUGCUUGGCCGCCGGCGGCGUUCGCACCCACGCCGUGUGUGCCCCCCGCCGUCUGUGCGCCCUCCGCUCGUGCCUCCCGCCUUCCCCGUGUUUCCCGCCUUCCCCGUGCUUCGCGUUUUCCCCGUGCUCCCCGCGUUCCCCGUGCUUCCCGCUCUCCCUGUGCUUCCCGCUUUCCCCGUGCUUCCCGCCUUCCCCGUGCUUCCCGCUUUGCCCGUGCUUCCCGCUUUCCCUGUGCUUCCCGCUUACUUUUCCCGUGCUGCCCGCUUUCCCCGUGCUUCCCGCGUUCCCCGUUCUUCCCGCUUUCCCCGUGCUUCCCGCUUUCGCCGUGCUUCCCGCUCUCCCCGUGCUUCCCGCCUUCCCCGUGCUUCCCGCUUUCCCCGUGCUUCCCGCUUUCCCCGUGCUUCCCGCUUUCCCCGUGCUCCCCGCUUUCCCCGUGCUUCCCGCCUUCCCCGUGCUUUCCGCUUUCCCCGUGCUUCCCGCUUUCCCCGUGCUUCCCGUUUUCCCCGUGUUUCCCGCUUUCCCCGCGUUUCCCGCCUUCCCCGUGCCUCCCGCACGCUUUCCCCGCCCGCGCAACCCGCUUCCCUCGUGCUCCUCGCCUACCCCGCGCUCCCCGCUUUCCCCGUGCCUCCCGCUUUCCCCGUGCCCCCCGCCUUCCCCGUGCUUCCCGCUUUCCCCGUGCUCCCCGCUUCCCCCGUGCGUCCCGCUUUCCCCGUGCUUCCCGCUUUCCCCGUGCUUCCCGCUUUCGCCGUGCUUCCCGCUUUCCCCGUGUUUCCCGCUUUCCCCGUGUUUCCCGCUUUCCCCGUGUUUCCCGCUUUCCCCGUGCUUCCCGCCUUCCCCAAGCUGCAAAACCGGGGAGGCAGGGUUUUGGGAGAUUGUUGCAAAAUGUUGGCGCCUGAAAAUAUUUUCCGGGGAUUGCAAAAUAUUUGGGGUCGCAAAAUAUUUUCGAUCGCGAAAUAUUUUGACCCGCAAAAUAUUUUGGGUCGCAAAAUAUUUUGCGUUGCAAAAUAUUUGGACUUGCGAAAUAUUUUGAGUUGCAAAAUAUUUGGAAUGGCAAAAUAUUUCGCGUUGCGAAGUAGUUGGACUCGCGAAAUAUUUUGAGCCGCAAAAUAUUUGAAGAGGCGAAAUGUUUGGACUUGGGGUUGCAAAAUAUUUCGAGUUGCAAAAUGUUUGGAGUUGCAAAAUAUUUCGAGUUGCAAAAUAUUCGGAGUUGCAAUGGGACUCGGGCGAUUCGCCGUUUGCGAUGGGACUUGGGCGAUUCGCCUUUGGGCGAUUCGCCGCUUGCGAUGGGACUUGGGCGAUUCGCCGUUGGGCGCUUUGCCGUUUUCCAUGGGACUUGGGCGAUUCGCCGUUGGGCGAUUCGCCGUUUGCCAUGGGACUUGGGCGAUUCGCCGUUGGCCGUUGGCCUUUGGCCGAUUUCGCAAAUGGCGAGGGCGAUUGAGAAAUAUUUUGGGCCGCAAAAUAUUUUAGGCCGCGAAAUAUUUUGGGUCGCAAAAUAUUUUGCGUUGCAAAAUGUUUGGACUUGCGAAAUAUUUUAAGUGGCAAAAUAUUUGGACUUGCGAAAUAUUCUGAGUUGCAAAAUAUUUAGACUUGCGAAAUAUUUCGAGCCGCAAAAUAUUUGAAGAGGCGAAAUGUUUGGACUUGGGGUUGCAAAAUAUUUCGAGUUGCAAAAUGUUUGGAGUUGCAAAAUGUUUCGAGUUGCGCCGGGACUUGGGCGAUUCGCCGUUUGCGAUGUGACUUGGGCGAUUCGCCGUUGGCCGAUUCGCCGUUUGCGAUGUGACUUGGGCGAUUCGCCGCUGCGCGAUUUGCCGCUUGCCAUUGGACUUGGGCGGUUCGACGUUGGGCGAUUCGCCGUCUGCCAUGGGACUUGGGCGAUUCGCCGUUGGCCGUUGGCCGAUAGAUUUCGCAAAUCGCGACAGCUUUGGAAAGUUUUAAAACUGUGAAAAAAUUUCCGGCGUGGGCGAUUUUCUUUCCCGUUGCAAAAUUUUAACUCACACCGCUCAGCAAUAGGAGUUAUAAUUCACACGACUACCACAGUCGGUCCCAAAAAUUCAUCUUCGACUUUUUCCUUGGCGAGUGCGGCUGGUGUGUUGCUUACUUCCGGUACAAAGCAGUUGCAGAAAAUUCGUGCACCAAAAUGCAACUAUAGUAGAUUUUGAUUUUCCAAUGCCUAGACUUCAUCCUGCUGCACUACAGCAGAAGUCGCAUCACUUCUUUUUUUGCGGUUACGUAUGUUUCAAUACUGUAUCGAUAUGUCAAUGCAGGAAUAUUUCGAAGAAAGAAAAAUGACAGCUUGACAACAUGAAAUCUAGCUACCUACUAGCAUGACAUUUCUGGUAGAAGUCAAGAAUUUCAGUCCUCGUCUCGCAUAGAAUCCGCUCUCACGAUAUCUCCGAUUUAUGGUUAUGGCGGAAGUACACAGAUGGUGAGGGAAGCAUUAAAGAUAUGCCGAUGAUGCGAUGGCUUUAUGUUUGCACUUCUCCUGCAUGACGUCUUCCCAGAAGACGCUGAACCAUGGGACAUAGCAGAUGCGUCACUAUUAUCCAAGAAGCACGACAUGACAUGAUGAUACUAAA
Amoebophrya sp. A120 is the source of this 3523-nucleotide messenger RNA. Lineage: Eukaryota; Dinophyceae; Syndiniales; Amoebophryaceae. The record is from the annotation of a GenBank genome assembly.